Hydatigera taeniaeformis is the source of this 1671-nucleotide messenger RNA. The record is from the annotation of a GenBank genome assembly. NCBI's taxonomy places the organism in Eukaryota, Metazoa, Platyhelminthes, Cestoda, Cyclophyllidea, Taeniidae.
AUGGUCUUGUCGCUGGAUCUUUUCAGGUCCGAUAAAGGAGGCAAUCCUGAUUUACUCAGAAAAAAUGAGAAGAACCGGUUUAAAAACUCAGAAAUCGUAGACAAGAUUAUCGAACUGGAUGAGCGUUGGCGUAAAGGUUUGCUGGCAGAAGCAUCUCUAAGUGGAGAUUCGGUGCUUCCUUCCGAAAUCACUGAAAAUGUUAUUGGACUUACUCAGGAGCAGAUUGAUGGUCUAAGUAUAUGUCAAAUUAAAGCAUUGACGGUUUAUAUUGAUGAAACGAUAAAAAGUCAGCAGAAUCUUUCCAAUGAAUUGGAGAAGUCAAGAAAUGAUCUGGUUUAUGAAGUCGGUAAUAUUUUGCAUCCUGAGGUCCCUAUAUCUGACAAUGAGGAAAACAACAAAGUCAUUCGCACAUUCGGCGACGCCUCGAAUAUUAAAAAAUAUUCACACGUGGAUUUAGUUCAUAUGAUAGACGGAUACAAUGGCGAGCGUGGGACUGCUAUAUCGGGCAAUCGGUGCUACUUUUUAAAGGGACCAUUGGUGUUUUUAGAGCAGGCUCUUAUCAACCUCUCUCUGAGGAUGCUCUACCAGCGCGGAUACACGCCCCUCUACACGCCGUUUUUCAUGCGCAAGGAGGUAAUGCAGGAGGUAGCACAGCUAUCCCAAUUCGAUGAGGAACUGUACAAAGUGACAGGGAAGCGCGAGGCUGCUGGUGACCCCAAUAAUGAUGAUGACGAAGAGGUGAAAUAUCUUAUCGCCACAUCAGAGCAGCCUAUUGCUGCUUAUCAUCGUGGUGAAUGGAUGUCUCCUGAGGGACUACCUCUCCGGUAUGCUGGCGUAUCCACUUGCUUCAGGCAGGAGGUGGGCAGUCAUGGCCGUGACACUCGGGGUAUUUUCCGUGUUCAUCAAUUUGAAAAGUUCUGCAUCACUUCACCUCAUGACAACGCUUCCUGGGAGAUGUUUGAUGAAAUGAUUUCUACUGCUGAAAGUUUCUUUGAGGCUCUCAGGAUUCCAUAUAGAAUUGUGUCCAUUGUUUCUGGUGAGCUUAACAAUGCGGCCGCGAUGAAGUAUGAUUUGGAGGGCUGGUAUCCGGGCUCAAGGGCUUUCCGUGAACUUGUCUCCUGCAGCAACUGCACUGACUACCAGUCGCGUCGUCUGGGUAUUCGCUUCGGUCAGACCAAAAAGAUGGGGAGAGAGGUUGAGUAUGUACACAUGUUGAACGCCACUAUGUGUGCGACUACUCGGGUGAUGUGUGCCAUCCUUGAGAACUACCAAACAAACGAUGGUAUCGUUGUGCCAGAUGCCGUCCGGGAGUUUAUGCCUGAAGGAUUGAAGGAAGUAAUUCCGUUUGUUCAUCCUGCGCCGAUUGAUCAGAAGAAAGGUGACGUGGCUGAUCUGGUCGCUAAGAUGUCUCUGGAAGAGAAUAAGGAAGUCAAAAAGGUCGCCGCCGACGAAACCAAACCAGUUGCUUCCAUGAAAGCCAUUGAAAAGACAAAAUUGUCCGAAGAAGACACAAAUAUUGCAAAAUCUGAUGCUCAUGCUGAUCCAGAGCGCGAUUGUGCUCCUGCUGCGCCAUCCCACGUUGUUGUAUCCCAUGCCACUGCACAAAAACCACGUCACAGAAGGAGGAAAAAAGGCAACUUGACGGGUGGCUCAUCUCAUCCACCAAAUUAA